UCGGUGCAAUUCGUAAUUUGAUCGACAUGCUACUCACCUCGGUCAUUUUGUCAAUUUUCUUGUUCUACAAAGCUUCGGCUAGCAGUUUGUCGUACCCAGAAGAUCGUACCGAUCUCCAGCAUUACCAAGACUCCAGCCGAUGUUACCCGGAUGUCGGCGAGUGGUACCUUAUGUACCGGAACUACUACUACGACCCAAUUUUCGGAGGUACUGCGAAGUGCCUAAAGUAUGCGAAAUACGGCGCAUACAAAAACUUCAGCUCUCCGGCUAUAUAUACGUUCGCAGGAAACGAAAAAAUAACUGGUCGUCUUGCUCUGGAUUCUUCAGAAUGUUACGUAUCAAAAGACACUCUGGGGUUUAUUCCAGAUGACCCUAAUCUGACUCCAAGAGAGUACUACGUCAUCUAUACGGACUGUGUGACGUGCGCCGUUCUUAGACACCGGUAUGCUGCGGAAGGCUAUGGAUGCACUUACUGGAGACGUACGACUGCACUGCGAAAUUCUGACGACUGCUGUAAAUUCAUCUACGAUGAAAAUUGUGGCACUUCACCAAAAUACGAUAUCUACGAUGAUUCCUGCCGAUUGUGAAAAAAGCCCGUGAGGCGAUAAUUUAUUUUUUGUAAAAGUCUUCCCUGAUAUCUGUUUCCAGUACAGGUGAUUUUUUAACCAAUCACGUACAAACUAUCUCUUCACAAUUUUCGCUAUUGGUAAAUGAUCAGCGUAAAAAAGCCUCCAACUGUAUGCACCAAGGCAGCUCUGGA
Rhipicephalus microplus (southern cattle tick) is the source of this 760-nucleotide messenger RNA. RefSeq lists its product as uncharacterized. NCBI's taxonomy places the organism in Eukaryota, Metazoa, Arthropoda, Arachnida, Ixodida, Ixodidae. Gene Ontology annotation, molecular function: amine binding. The record is from RefSeq and is a predicted model, not a curated record. Gene Ontology annotation, biological process: symbiont-mediated perturbation of host defenses.